AUGGUCAGCAAAAUAUCACCCAGUGUAAGGAUGUUGUCUAGCAAGGCAAGCUGCAAUUCUCAUGGACAGGAUUCUUCCUACUUCCUGGGAUGGCAACUUUACGAGAAUAAUCCAUUUCAUGAAGUUGAAAACCCAACAGGAAUCAUUCAGAUGGGGCUUGCUGAGAAUCAGCUUUCUUUCGACCUUGUCGAAUCAUGGCUUAGAAAAAACCCGGAAGUCAUGGAACUGAAGAAGGGUGGAGAAUCUGUAUUCAGGGAACUAGCUCUCUUCCAAGACUAUCACGGAUUGCCUACUUUCAAAAAUGAACUGGUGGAGUACAUGGCAAUGAGAGGAAACAAGGUCAAGUUCGAUCCCAACAACCUAGUGCUUGCCGCUGGUGCAACUUCAGCUAACGAGACUUUAAUCUUUUGCCUCGCCGAUCCUGGUGAAGCUAUUCUUCUUCCUACACCGUACUACCCUGGGUUCGACAGGGAUCUUAAAUGGAGGACUGGAGUGGAAAUUGUUCCAGUACAUUGCUGGAGCUCAAAUGGAUUCAGAAUUACCAUGUUUGCACUGGAAGAAGCCUACGAAAGAGCUCAAAAGCUUAACCUCAAAGUUAAAGGGGUUUUGAUAACGAAUCCUUCGAAUCCACUGGGCACAACAAUGACCAAAGAGGAGCUCGACCACCUCAUUACUUUCGCCAUGGCCAAAAACAUUCAUGUCAUAAGCGAUGAAGUUUUUUCAGGAACAGUCUUCGACUCACCUGGUUUCAUAAGCAUUCUAGAAGCCGCAAUGGACCGCAACCUCGAAAACACAGACGUAUGGAGCCGCAUUCAUAUUGUUUACAGCCUUUCCAAGGAUUUAGGUUUACCGGGAUUUCGUGUGGGUAUGAUUUAUUCCAACAACAAAACUGUUGUCGGUGCGUCAACUAAAAUGUCGAGUUUUGGCCUGGUUUCAUCCCAGACUCAGUACCUACUCACCAACGUGUUAGCCAGCAAGAGAUUCACCAGCAAAUACAUGAAGGAGAACCAAAAGCGGCUCAAGAAGAGGAAAGAGAUGCUGGUUUCAGGGCUUAAAAAGUCAGGGAUCGAAUGCCUGAAAAGCAAUGCAGGGUUGUUCUGCUGGGUUGACAUGAGACAUCUCUUGUCUUCUAACACAUUGGAAGCAGAAACAAAGCUGUGGAACCAAAUGGUUUGCGAUGUCGGGUUGAAUAUCUCUCCUGGUUCAUCUUUCCAUUGCAGUGAACCAGGGUGGUUCAGGGUCUGCUUUGCCAACAUGUCCCGAGGAACCCUUCAAGUUGCAAUGCGACGAAUCAAGGAUUUCGUCGAACGUUCGAACUUUAUGGGUAGGAUUAAGAUGAAUUACCAGCAAAAUAUGUCGAGUUUAAGCAGGAAACUGCUCAGCAACUGGGUUCGCAAAUUAUCCUCGCCUGAUCCUAAUGAACAUGAGCGUUAG
Molecule: messenger RNA, 1434 nt
Organism: Gossypium raimondii (Peruvian cotton)
Lineage: Eukaryota; Viridiplantae; Streptophyta; Magnoliopsida; Malvales; Malvaceae
Product: 1-aminocyclopropane-1-carboxylate synthase 3
Biological process (GO): biosynthetic process; amino acid metabolic process
Molecular function (GO): pyridoxal phosphate binding; transaminase activity
Source: RefSeq, a predicted model, not a curated record